Messenger RNA from Micropterus salmoides (largemouth bass), 2738 nucleotides. Its product is annotated as guanine nucleotide-binding protein G(q) subunit alpha-like. Gene Ontology annotation, biological process: action potential; phospholipase C-activating dopamine receptor signaling pathway; adenylate cyclase-modulating G protein-coupled receptor signaling pathway. The coding region runs from base 300 to 1379 and encodes 359 amino acids. Lineage: Eukaryota; Metazoa; Chordata; Actinopteri; Centrarchiformes; Centrarchidae. The record is from RefSeq and is a predicted model, not a curated record. Gene Ontology annotation, molecular function: GTPase activity; GTPase activator activity; G protein-coupled receptor binding. The transcript has 8 exons. Gene Ontology annotation, cellular component: heterotrimeric G-protein complex.
CAUGAUUUCCCGUCAGACCACAGCCUCCCGUCACAUGGUACACUUGGUUUUUACCAGGAGGGGACAGGACAAACACAACGCAGAGGAAGAUAACACUGAGAUUCACCUAUAACUGUGAUAUAAACGUGGCGUUAGUCAUUUGUGGUUUGCUUUUGUAGCGCUAUGAAGUGAAACUCCGCCAUAUUCAUCCCACCACGCCCGCCUCGGCUAACGGGUAACUAGCUAUUUCACGUCUAUCUAAAGUUGUUGCGCGAAUUAAACUUCUUCACAGGAGAGGAACAAGGUGUCGUCCAGGAGUAAUGAUUCUGAGCUCCGUGGGGGCUUGCUGCCUCAGUCCAGAGACCAAAGAGGCUCGCAGAAUCAACGAUGAGAUUGAGAGGCAGCUCCGCCGGGACAAGAGAGAUUCCCGACGAGAAUACAAGCUCCUUCUGCUCGGAACUGGUGAAAGUGGGAAGAGCACUUUCAUCAAGCAGAUGAGGAUCAUCCAUGGCCGUGGAUACUCUGACGAGGACAAAAGAGGCUUCACCAGGCUGGUCUUCCAGAACAUCUUCACAGCCAUGCAGGCCAUGAUCCAGGCCAUGAACACUUUACAGAUCCCCUACAAGUAUGAACACAAUAAGACAAAUGCCAGUCUUGUCAGUGGGGUUGAUGUGGAGAAGGUCACAACGUUAACAAACCCUUACGUGGACGCCAUUAAGAGCCUGUGGAGCGAUCCAGGGAUUCAGGAAUGUUACAAUCGGAAGAGGGAAUACCAGCUCUCAGACUCAACCAAAUACUAUCUGAAUAGCUUGGACCGAAUUGCUGAUACUGCUUAUCUGCCAACCCAGCAGGAUGUCCUGAGGGUCAGAGUGCCCACAACAGGUAUUAUAGAGUACCCCUUUGACGUGGAGAAUGUGGUGUUCAGGAUGGUGGAUGUGGGUGGCCAGCGUUCAGAGAGGAGGAAGUGGAUUCACUGUUUUGAGAAAGUCACCUCCAUCAUGUUCCUGGUGGCGCUCAGCGAGUACGAUCAGGUCCUUGUUGAGUCCGUCAAUGAGAAUCGCAUGGAGGAAAGCAUGGCCUUGUUCCGGACAAUCAUAACCUACAAGUGGUUCAAAAAGUCUUCAGUCAUCUUGUUCCUCAACAAGAUAGAUUUACUGGAGGAGAAAAUCAUGUACUCACAUUUGGUUGACUACUUCCCAGAAUAUGAUGGUCCCCAGCGGGAUGUCAUAGCUGGAAAGGAAUUCAUCUUAAAUAUGUUUGUCAGUCUCAAUCCAAACGAGAAAAAAAUUAUCUACUCCCACUUCACCUGUGCCACAGACACGAACAACAUUCGAUUUGUCUUUCACGCAGUGAAGGACCACAUCUUGCAGAUCAACCUGGAAGUCUACAACUUGGUUUAAAAUGGGGGUGUUGCUGCUCUAAUUCAAUCGGCUUUGUACAGCUGGUAGUCAGGGGAGCUCGGCAGUGAUUCAGUUUGCCUCACACUGCUGCUGAACACUAUAAUCCAAAACAGGAAAUUGAGAAGCAGAGCUUGUCCACAAAUGACUGUACUACUGAUGUAUUUCAAAUUUUCCUGUUAGACUUUUUGAAAAUGGAUGUCUCCAGCUAUAAUGACGUGUGUCCUGACAAUUAAAGUGCUGCCUUAGUGAGUCUACUAUAGUGUGCACUCUGAAAUAUAUGGAGCCCUUUGUAAAUGUUUUUGAGCAGUAACAGUAUAAAUGCACUUGGAUGGAUUGAGAGGGGAAAAAAGUACUUCACUGGCCUCAAAAGCCUCUGAAGACAUGUAAUGUACUAGGUCUCUCCUUCAGGGAAUCUGUGCAAGUGAAUGUAGACUAACUGCAAUGCAGCACCUCACAUCACUAACCCAAGUUGGUCAUAGUUUAUUUUUUUAAGUUAAAUACUGUUUGAAAUACUAAUGCCUAGUUUGUGUCUUCACUUAAUGGAAAACGAGUCAUAAUUAACACUAAUGACGCAUUUACUUUAUUACAGAUAUUGAUUUGCACACUGUACAUUUUGCAACAAUGGUGUUUGUGCUGGUGUUCUGUUAUGUAUGGACCUCACUUAGCUGGGUAUGAUAACUUCCACAACCUUGUGUCAAGUUUCUCUAGACUAUACACUUUGCAUUUGUUUGUGAUGGCAUUGUUCAGUCUUGAACCACUUUCUGUGAGCAAAGCAUUAAUAUAUAUAUUUUAUAAUUUAACACAUUUCAAAGGGAAUCUUACUGUCACUCUACUAGAUUCUGCUACAUUAGCAUUCCUUUUUUUUAAAUCUUCAUUUUCUCAAAGCUGUAGAAUCACAUGUUCGUUCAGUUCAGGGACUAUUUGAUUGUAUUUUUAAGUAGUUGCCUAAACAUUGUCCUUGCUAAAAUGGCUUCAGAACCUGCCCUUACUUGUUUACAUUAAUGCAUAUUGUGAAUAUAACAUGGUACAAUACAUUUUGUUCCCCACCUUUGUUUACAUCAAGGUCAGUGUUGAAAGGUUAACUGCUGAAGAGAGAACUGUUAUGUUAAAUAAUCUCUGAGGCAUUACUGCGCUUUUGAUCUUAAUUCAUAUGCUGUUCAAGGGUAUUAAAUGCAUGAAUAAAAAGCUAAUGAGAGUGUAUCCACUAAUGUUUACACGACCCUUCUCCUCUUGUUAAAAAUAAUUACAGCCUAAAUUGAACAGUUUAAUUUAUGGUUAGAUUUCACUGUCACUGCGAUGUCUUAAUGCAGUCUUAGUGUUUUUAAUGUGAUUAGAAAAAUAAAAAUAUUUUGCUUUUCA